UGAAUCAUUCUAUUUCUUCUUCCUCUCCAAUUCCAUCUUCGGGUCGGGUAGUCCUUCCUCCGGCAAACCUAUUGAUUGUUUCUUCCUCAAAUUCACACCUAAACCCUAAAUUCUCUCUUGCCGCUGCUCUUCCUCCGACCAAUCCACUUCGCCGGUUCAGGAAGGUUGAUCGAUGCUAGCUGUACAGAAAGGGAAAAUGCAACAAGAAGAGAAUGGUGACAUAACUCCUCACCAAUCUCUGGAUAAGAGGCCCGGCAUCAUCUUUAUUGGGUCCCCUAACGCUGGCAAGCGCACUCUUGUCUCCAGAUUAACCUCGAUUGGUUUUGAGGAUUCUUCUGAUUCAUCAUCCCAGGAGCUACUUGGCUGGACUAUCAACACAAAGUACUACACUGCUGAUGUUUCCAUAUGUGUGGCUCAUCUUCAUGACACAUUCUCCAUUUCGACCCUUCCAUCAUAUUCCCAGUUAGCUGCCCUAGUCAUGGUCUUCAACAUGAAUGAUCUCUCGUCUUUAGUUUCCCUUCAGGAUUGGGUAUCUCGUAAUGAUCUUCAAAAGUUUGAGAUUUUGUUGUGCAUUGGGAACAAAGUGGAUCUUGUUCCUGGUCAUCCAGUUCAUUCUGAAUACAGAAGAAGCCUUCUGAAGGUUAACGACCUGUCUGCCGACUCUCAAUUGGAAUUUGAUAAUUAUGGGAUUUCUGAAACUGAAGGAAGCAGUUUGUUAGGAGAUGAUGAACCAGAAAUGGAAUUGGAGAUUAGGAGGUCAUGUCUGGAGUGGUGCACUGAGCAUAAUAUUGAGUUCAUUGAAGCAUGUGCUUCUAAUGCUGAUUUUGACAAAUGUUUGUCAGUAUAUGGUGAUUUACAAGGAGUUGAGCGUCUUCUUGGUGCUCUCUCUGCUCAUAUGUGGCCUGGAAUGAUUAUUAAGGCAGGAGAUAAGGUUACAGUAGCACCAUUUCCUGAAAGAGAAGACUUGUCCGAAGAAGAAUCUGAUUAUGAAUUGGAGUAUGAAGUUCUAUCUGCUGGCUCAGCUGAACCAUGGGAUGAUACAGAUAAAGAAUGGGUUUCUGCAAGUGAUAAUCCCAAUUUAAAUGGCAAUCUAGAGAAUGUAAUCAAAUAUGAUAGGGAGGCGAUGCGUCCGUCAACAUCUGGGGCUGCAAUGCAUGAUGAGAAUGACAAGGCUAGUGUCAUUCCCCAUCUGGAAGAUCCUAACCAAGCAUCGAAACCAGAUCAGAGUUCACAUUUUGAGUUUGAGGAGUUGGAACAGUUGAUGUCUGAGAUCAGUAACAUACGAGAUAGUUUAAGGUUGAUGCCUGAUUUUCAGAGGAGAGAAAUGGCUGCAAAGAUGGCAUUGAAAAUGGCCACCAUGUUUGGUGGUGGCAGUGAUGAUGAACAGGAAACAUAAUGCAAAUAAUCUUGAUUGACAUAAUUUAUGAUGAGAAUACCCACUGGUUUUGGAAAUUGGUCAUUCCCUUAUUUGUUUUUGUUUGUUCAUGAGAGUUUUGAAGAAUUAGCAGUGGUUCUUUCCACAUGUAUGUCUCAUCCUGCGUUGCUAUAGAAUAUGGUAUGUUACAAUAGACAUGAGAUAGUUGCUCAACAUUCUGUAACACAUUUUUUUUGUUUGAAUCUUAACAAUGUUUGUGUAUUA
Molecule: messenger RNA, 1639 nt
Organism: Humulus lupulus (European hop)
Lineage: Eukaryota; Viridiplantae; Streptophyta; Magnoliopsida; Rosales; Cannabaceae
Exons: 7
Coding region: 173-1396 (407 amino acids)
Molecular function (GO): GTP binding; GTPase activity
Source: RefSeq, a predicted model, not a curated record